UCGUAUAAUAAAAAGUAAUUAUUAUAUAUUAUCGUAUCAUUAUGAGUGAAAUUCCAGAAACACAAGUUAAAGACAGUGCAGUCUCCGUUAUAACUGAACAAGAACGUACUUUGGCACAAAAUGCACUGUCAGACUUUCAGAAAGGUUCCUACGCAUCAUGCUUGUCGCAUUUAAACAAGCUAGAAAGCCUCAGGCCUACGGAUCUUAAAGUUACACACAACAAAGUUGUCGUAGAAUAUUAUAAGAGCGAUUUGAAAAAAACUGAGUUGAUGCGAAAGAGCUUGAAUGCUAUAUGUGGCCAAAUAUCAACGGCAGACUCUAGUGAGGCUAUCGAUGAUGUCGAAAAGUGUGUCAUGAGAUACAAUCAAGCUGUGCUGUUAUAUCAUACCAGACAGUAUAAUGCAGCAAUUCAAAUUAUGAAUAGACUCUUUGCUUUCAUCGAACCAAUGGAAGAGACUUUAGCACACAAAGUUUGUUUGUUAUUAAUUGAAUUAUAUAUAAUAACAGAACAACCAGAUACAGCUCUUUCAAUACUAAAUUAUAUAGAGAGCCAGUUUGUAUCUACUGAUAAUUCCAAGAUAUCAUCUGUUGACAAAGAUGGUGUGAUGAAAUCUGUAAAGGAUCAGAAAGAACAAAAGAAAGGUGUCAGUGAUUCAGCAACAGAUGCAUUCAAGAUAAAACUCUUGAAAUAUAAAGCAAGGAUAUAUCUUCUGACCCAUCAAUUAAAACUCUGUAAAAAAGAAUGGAAGACAUUAGUUUCACUGGGUACACCAGUGGUGAACACAUCAACAAUUUUUUUGAAAGCUAAUCUGGAAUAUUUGCGAGGAAAUCAUAAAAAGGCAAUGAAAUUAUUAAAUUCUGCGACUACAGAAAACUUAGAUUUUAAGUCGUGUGGGGAGUCUUUGGCCGUUUUAUAUUAUAAUAAUAUGGCAUGUUUGCAUUUCGCGAUGGAUAAGCCAAAUUUGGCUUGUUUCUACCUGCGAAAAGCUCUUCACGAAAAUAAAUGCGCAGUAGAAAGUGUACAAGUUAAAGAUACUGAUGCCUUAUCUUCUCAACCUUUGUACACACUUGGUAGUAACAAACACUACGAGCUGAUGUACAGUUUAGGAGUAUCGUUAUUACAUGCUGGUCAAGCAUCAAAAGCCUUUGAUUGUUUUACGGAAGCGGCGCAGAGGUUUCACAAUAAUCCUAAGCUAUGGCUCAGAAUGGCAGAAUGUUGUAUUUAUUGUCACAAACACUCAAAUGAAGUCGAUUUUAAGAUGUUACGACGACGUGAGGAUUUGGUGCAGAAAGUCGUGGGUUCUGGUAUUUACAGAAAGAUCAUAUUAGCCACGUCUCUUUCGGAAAAGGUCAAUUAUCAUUCUGAAGGCUUAUCCUACGCGAUCCCACAGCCAAUGUUGGAAUUCGGGUCCUUGUGUUUGAAAAAUGCGUUAUUUUUGCUGCCAAAUAAUAAUGAGUCAAAUGUACCAACGACAACUACUACAAAUUCACAGACAGUAUCACUAUCAUUAACACCUGGCCACAAUUUAGGUGUGCAACAUAAUACAACGCCAAUGUCUCAAGCCACGGCUAUUGAAUCUUUCAAUUUAAAAAUCAGCGUGUUGGCCGCUAGCGCAUAUGUUUCCUUGUGCCUUGGAGAUUAUACGCUUGCCCUUGAGCAUGCAAAAGCACUAUUGAGCUUUAAUAAACUGCCGGGUGCGUAUAGAAUGUUAGGCAAUUUAUAUGCUGCUGAAAGCCUGAUAUUCAUGGAUAAGAUCAGUGAGGCUCUCGAAUACCUCAAACCGGAAAAUCUUCAAGAUUUAAAUACAUUCACGACCAUGCCAGAAGUUUCCGAGAAAGAUAAAGACAAAGCAGAGGAAGUUGUUGCAAAGCCUAUAAAAACAUGGUAUCCUACAACAAUUUCUACCGGUGUUGCUGUGUUACGUUACAACUUAGCUGUGGCUUACGCUAUACGUGGCGAACUAGACAAAUCUGGAGAAACUUUAAAACAGAUAUGGAUAUCAAAACCACAAGAUUGUGAUGUACCGAUACAAAUAAUAAUGCUGGCUUUGUACAUAGAGUUGCAAUUAGGUCGUGCAGACGUCUCCAAAUCGAUAAUAAAGCAACACUGUCUACAAUGUCGUUAAGGAUCGAGAUUUAAAUUGACUUUAAAAGACAAAACUUUUAUAUUUUUUCAAUUAGUAUAUGCAGGAUACUCUUUAUUUCAAUUCCUGUUAUUAUUUCUGAAACAAAUGAUCAUAGCAGAAAAUA
Molecule: messenger RNA, 2250 nt
Organism: Odontomachus brunneus
Lineage: Eukaryota; Metazoa; Arthropoda; Insecta; Hymenoptera; Formicidae
Gene: Not10
Product: CCR4-NOT transcription complex subunit 10
Exons: 10
Coding region: 42-2126 (694 amino acids)
Biological process (GO): mRNA catabolic process; negative regulation of translation
Cellular component (GO): CCR4-NOT complex
Molecular function (GO): protein binding
Source: RefSeq, a predicted model, not a curated record